Messenger RNA from Ilex paraguariensis (yerba mate), 774 nucleotides. The record is from the annotation of a GenBank genome assembly. Lineage: Eukaryota; Viridiplantae; Streptophyta; Magnoliopsida; Aquifoliales; Aquifoliaceae.
AUGAGAACAUCUGAGGAUUUAUAUUUUGCACUUCAAUUUGCCUGCAGCGUAAAUGGAGACUUCCUUGACAGAACAUUGGCUUCCAAAUGGGGGAAUGCAUACACUUCCAUAUUCUUCUAUGCGUCCUGGUGUCCAUUCUCACAUGAUGUCCGUUCGACCUUUGAAAUCUUGGGUUCCAUGUUUCCUCAAAUUGAACAUUUGGCAGUUGAACAAUCUUUAGCCAUGCCAAGCACGCUUUCCAAAUAUGGCAUACAUAGCAUUCCCCAAAUAGUACUAGUGAAGCAAACAUCAAGACUGCGAUUUCGUGGUUCAAAAGACCUCCACUCCCUUGUAAAUUUUUAUGAGAAAAUCACAGGAUAUGAACCAGUUCAAUAUGUUGUUGUGGAUCAAACUAUGAGUGUGGGAAGCAGAGGAAAAUUUCUUGUGCCCUCUUGGAUUGGGAUAUCUAUGAAUGAGAAAUUAGCAAGAGAACCUUACCUAGUAGUCUCCAUAUUGUUCCUCUGUUUGAGGGUACUUGUAUUUGUGUUCCCAAAAGUUGUAUCCAGGUUUAAACAUUAUUGGGUAUCCUAUGGACCUCAUCUAAAUUUGGAAAUAUUUGGAGAGACGAGCCAAAUGCUGGGCCGCAUCUUCCAGACAAUCGAUGUGAAGAGGGUUUGGACCAAGCUAAGAGCAUGCAAGACCAGGAACUUCCAUCAAGGUGCAAAGAGUGCUCGAGUGUGGGCUUCUUCACUGGCUUCUGUCUCGUUGGGUGAAACCUCGUCUUCCCGAUUAUGA